CCGAAUGCGCAAGCAAUGCCGCUAGCCCCCGUGGCAAGGGCGGUUUGGUGGGCAUAUCUCGCGUGCCGCCCGCGAAUCCGCGGCAAUCAGGGCCCACGAAACGUCGCCCCGUCCACUCGCCCCGCUCCGCUCCUCCCGUCCCGUUUCGCCCACGCGGCAAAACGCGCGACACCAACAGACGAGGAGCCGUUGCUUCUGCUCUCGCUCCGAUUCGUCGCUCCCCCCUCCGGUCCCCAACUCCGUGAGCGCGGCGGGAUGGCGAGCACCGCCGCCCCCAGCCCACUCCCCGUGGUCUCCCUCUCCGCGCGCCGCAACAUGUCCACGGCGCCCGGCGCGGCCGCCUUCCCCCAGCCGCCGCGGCUCUCGAGGCGUUGCGAGCCCUCCACGGGAGACGCGCCGCGCUCCAGGCUGCGCGCCGCGGCCUCCAGCUCCAAAGCGGACCCGGUAGAGGAUAGGGCCCCCGUUGCGCCGGUCCCGGACGCUCCAGUUCCGGCCGCCCCAUCCCCGCCGAUGGAGCCUCAGCCUCAAGUAACUACCGGCACAUGGAAAUGGAGGGGCUACAACAUUCGGUAUCAGCACGCGGGGACGUCGGGCCCUGCAUUGGUUCUGAUUCAUGGGUUUGGGGCAAACAGUGACCAUUGGCGGAAAAAUAUUCCUGUUCUUGCCAAGGAAAACAGGGUAUAUGCGAUUGAUCUAAUUGGUUACGGAUAUUCUGAUAAGCCUAAUCCACGUGAGAUUGAAGAGAACUUUUAUACCUUUGAGACAUGGGGAGAACAGCUGAAUACGUUUUGCGCUCAAGUGGUCAUGAGUGAAGCUUUCUUCAUAUGCAAUUCAAUUGGAGGUCUUGUUGGUCUGCAGGCAGCUGUUAUGGAACCUCAGAAGUGUAAGGGUAUUGUUUUAUUGGAUAUUUCACUAAGGAUGCUUCAUAUCAAGAAACAGCCGUGGUUUGGAAAGCCUUUCAUCAAAUCGUUCCAAAGUCUCCUAAGGAACACUAUUGUUGGGAAGCUCUUUUUUAAUGCUGUUGCCACACCAGAAUCUGUGAAAAAUAUUCUUUGUCAGUGCUACCAUGACACAUCUGCAGUGACAGAUGAGUUAGUUCAGAUUAUUCUACAGCCAGGGCUUGAUCCUGGUGCAGUGGAUGUAUUCCUUGAGUUCAUCUGCUACUCAGGAGGUCCUCUACCCGAAGAGUUGCUUCCAUUAGUGAAGUGUCCAGUUUUGGUAGCCUGGGGGGAGAAAGACCCAUGGGAGCCUGUGGAGCUUGGAAGAGCCUAUGCAUCUUUUGAUGCAGUCGAAGAUUUUGUUGUCUUGCCAGAUGUUGGACACUGUCCGCAGGAUGAAGCACCUGAGCUUGUAAAUCCACUUGUCGAAUCAUUUGUUAAGCUCCAUAGUUAGCACAUGGGUGGGCCUGCUUUCUGUCUUUAUUAGAGCCCUUUCCCACUGGAGCCUGGAUUUGCUGGAAAAUGGGAAUGCAUGGUUGUAUUAUUUUGGGAUAACAAAUGAGCCCUUCUGUUACAACCAUGUACUUGCAUCUGAAUGCUGGUGGCAAACUUUAUUUGACUCAUUAUAAUUCAAGUAUAAGAAAUCAUGAGGAAACAUCUGAUUUUAUUACAGCAAAGGAAGAACCUGUCUCCUCAGAGCAGAGAGAUCCCUUUAGAACGUCUACAGUAAUGACUUCGCUUAUGUUACUUUCAAUACGUCUGGCAACAUCUAAUUCUGCAUCCUAGUGGGGUUAAUCUAUUAAUGUUCCAAGUGCAUCAUGAUGAUAUGUUUAAUUCCAUAUUUAUAUGUACUUUCCUUAAUGUAAGGUAUAUAAAAAUUGUAUACUCAAAGAACAAGUGCUGGAUUACACCCUGUACCAGGGGACGAAAUAUACGUCAUGUGACUCUGACAGAUCGGAUGUACUACCAAAUUUCUGUACCGUUCUGCUGCAUGCAACAGGAGAGAUAUUUGUUCAUCUAAAGGCCUCUUUGGAUCGUAGGAUUUUCAUAGCAAUUUUGGAGGAUUUUAAUCCUUAGGAAUUUUUCCUAGAUCCUUUGGAACAAAGGAAUGGGCUUGUUAAAUUCCUAUGAACAUCCUAUGAGAUGGCUUUUUUCAUAAGAAUUUUGAAGGAAUCUCAUGGAAAAUUUAAUU
Phragmites australis (common reed) is the source of this 2130-nucleotide messenger RNA. RefSeq names its product pheophytinase, chloroplastic-like. The coding region runs from base 16 to 1392 and encodes 458 amino acids. The transcript is spliced from 10 exons. Gene Ontology annotation, molecular function: catalytic activity. The record is from RefSeq and is a predicted model, not a curated record. NCBI's taxonomy places the organism in Eukaryota, Viridiplantae, Streptophyta, Magnoliopsida, Poales, Poaceae.